AUGCUCGCUGCAGGGGUCGGAGGUCAGGGCGAGCGUCUCCCGGGCCGAAGGAGGAAGAUGGCGGUGGAAUCGCGCGUUACCCAGGAGGAGAUUAAGAAGGAGCCCGAGAAGCCGAUCGACCGCGAGAAGACCUGCCCGCUCCUGCUACGGGUCUUCACCACCAACAACGGCCGCCACCACCGCAUGGACGAGUUCUCCCGCGGGAACGUGCCCUCGAGCGAGCUGCAGAUCUACACCUGGAUGGAUGCAACCUUGAAAGAACUGACUAGUUUAGUAAAGGAAGUCUACCCAGAAGCCAGAAAGAAGGGCACACACUUCAAUUUUGCAAUUGUUUUUAUGGAUCUUAAAAGACCUGGAUAUAGAGUUAAGGAGAUUGGCAGCACCAUGUCUGGCAGGAAGGGCACCGAUGACUCCAUGACCCUGCAGUCACAGAAGUUCCAAAUAGGGGAUUAUCUGGACAUAGCCAUCACUCCUCCAAAUCGGGCCCCUCCUUCAGGACGGAUGAGACCAUACUAAAUUCUAUUGACUUUCUUGAAGUUAUUUUUCAGCCAGUUUGUAAAAUAAACUUACUUAAUCUUUUCCUCCCUUGAA
This is a messenger RNA of Chionomys nivalis (European snow vole), 591 nucleotides long. Its product is annotated as histone deacetylase complex subunit SAP18. The record is from RefSeq and is a predicted model, not a curated record. NCBI's taxonomy places the organism in Eukaryota, Metazoa, Chordata, Mammalia, Rodentia, Cricetidae. Gene Ontology annotation, molecular function: transcription corepressor activity; transcription factor binding. Gene Ontology annotation, cellular component: nucleus. The transcript has a single exon. The coding region runs from base 1 to 516 and encodes 171 amino acids. Gene Ontology annotation, biological process: negative regulation of DNA-templated transcription.